Messenger RNA from Brassicogethes aeneus, 2070 nucleotides. Lineage: Eukaryota; Metazoa; Arthropoda; Insecta; Coleoptera; Nitidulidae. The record is from the annotation of a GenBank genome assembly.
AUGUGGAAACUUGUACAAAAUUACUCCUGUUUCAAUAAUAUUUUAAGGCAUUCCUUAUGUAAAAAUCCAUAUAAUCAACGUUUAUUUAAUUUAAAUUCGUACAAAUAUAAUCUGUUUCGAAAUGCAAAACCCCAAAAUACCAAUAAAACUAAAGUUAAUUUGACAUUUCCAAAACUUACAACUAUUGCUUUAACGCUGAGUGGUGGAAGUAUUAUACAGAUAGUAUUAAAUAAAAGUAAUGUUUAUUGUGAUGCCAAGAAAACUAGACUAGCUACUUAUCGACAUGGAUCAGACAAAAACCUAAAAUUUGAUUGGAAACGAUUCUGGGCUUACUUACAACCACAUAUGUGGUAUUUUGUAGCAGCAAUUAUUGGGGCCUUAGCAGUGGCUAUUUUAAAUAUACAAAUACCACAAAUUAUGGGAGGGGUAAUAAAUGUGAUAGCCAGGUUUAGCGAGACAAAAGAUAGCCAGAUGUUUAUAUCAGAGAUGAAGUUGCCUGCUAUUAAAAUUGUUUCAAUGUAUGUUGCACAGAGUAUCUGUACAUUCUUUUAUAUUUAUAUGAUGUCUAAUUUGGGUGAAAAAAUUGCAUAUAAUAUGAAAACUGAUUUGUUUAGCUCUAUUCUAAAGCAAGAUAUUGCGUUUUUUGAUAGGCAGAGGACUGGGGAAAUAAUAAAUAGGUUAACGGCUGAUAUUCAAGAUUUUAAAAGUAGUUUUAAACAGACCAUAUCAGGUGGUCUUAGAGCAGCCACCCAAAUUAUAGGAUGUUCAGUAUCAUUAAUAAUGAUUUCUCCUCAUAUGACUUUCAUAACACUACUUUGCAUCCCAUCAGUUAUUGCAGUUGGAACUAUUUUUGGUGCUCUACUACGAUCCACUUCCAGAAAGGCGCAGGCUCAAGUUGAGAAAACUACUGCUGUUGCUGAUGAGGCUGUGGGCAAUAUAAGAACUGUAAGGGCGUUUGCUAUGGAAGAUCAAGAAAUCGAGUUGUUUAAUAAUGAAGCUGAAUUAGCUAUGGAUUUAAAUCAGGAUUUGGGUUUUGGUAUUGGUGUAUUUCAGGCGGGAACUAAUAUGUUCUUAAACAGUAUGGUUUUAUCGACUCUCUACAUGGGCGGAUAUUUAUUAUCCACCAAUAAAUUAUCGGCAGGAGAAGUAAUGUCUUACCUAAUGGCCUCGCAAACAAUUCAAAGAUCAUUGGCACAGAUCUCCUUAUUGUUUGGAUCAGUUGUCAGGGGACUUGCAUCAGGUUCAAGGGUUUUUGAGUAUAUUAAUUUAAAGCCAAGUAUGUCAUUGAAAGGUGGCAAAAUUAUACCAGAUGGAGCCUUAAAAGGCGAUAUUCAAUUUAAAAAUGUCACGUUUGCAUACCCAACAAGGCCUCAACAAGUAAUCUUAGAAAAUUUCAAUCUUACUGUGCCUUCUGGAAAAACUGUAGCAAUUGUUGGAGCUUCUGGAAAUGGAAAAUCAACUGUUGUAGCUUUAAUUGAGAGAUUUUAUGAUAUACAAGCUGGUUCCAUAACUAUUGACGGUGAGGACAUUAAAACUUUGGAUCCGUCUUGGCUUAGAAACCGAGCAUUAGGCUUAAUAAGUCAAGAACCAAUAUUAUUUGGAACAUCCAUCAUUGAAAAUAUUAGAUAUGGCAGACCAAAUGCAACUGACGAAGAAGUUAUGCAAGCUGCUGAGUUGGCCAAUGCUCACGAAUUUAUUUCAAACUUCCCCAAAGGUUAUGACACUCUUGUUGGUGAAAGGGGAGCCACAUUAUCAGGGGGUCAAAAACAAAGAAUUGCCAUAGCUAGGGCGCUUUUGAAAGAUCCCUCUAUUUUAUUAUUGGAUGAAGCAACAAGUGCUUUAGAUACAGAGUCAGAAAAAAUAGUACAAAAAGCAUUGGAAAAGGCAAGAAAAGGAAGGACGGUUAUUGUUAUUGCUCAUAGAUUAUCAACUAUUCAAAAUGCUGACUUAAUUGUGGUCUUAAACAGAGGAAAAAUUGUGGAGAUGGGAACACAUGAUCAAUUAAAAGGACUUAAAGGAUUUUAUUGGUCCUUAACAUAUCAACAACAGCAAGCCCCUCAAGGAGGAUAA